Komagataella phaffii GS115 is the source of this 582-nucleotide messenger RNA. RefSeq lists its product as uncharacterized. The transcript has a single exon. Gene Ontology annotation, biological process: intracellular protein transport; endoplasmic reticulum to Golgi vesicle-mediated transport. Gene Ontology annotation, cellular component: endoplasmic reticulum membrane; endoplasmic reticulum. Bases 1 to 582 code for a protein of 193 amino acids. NCBI's taxonomy places the organism in Eukaryota, Fungi, Ascomycota, Pichiomycetes, Pichiales, Pichiaceae. The record is from RefSeq and is a predicted model, not a curated record.
AUGUCUUUAUUUUUGAACCUUGUCUGCGGCCUCAUGUUUUUCGAAAUGGGAUUGUUCUCUGCUAUGACAAUUCCAUUUCCCCCAAAGAUUAGAAAACCCAUACUCAAUAUCGUGUCGUUGCCCUUCAAAUCGAUACAUUUCCAGGUGGCAUAUAAAUGUAUUUUAGGAUUCAUUUUGAUCCUGUUCAUCGAUUCAGUGAAUAAAGUGAUCAAAGUGAGCAGUGACUUGACUUCGUUUGAUUCUGCUGCCUCUUCUGCCCUAGGCAACAAUUCAGUUGACAGAACUGAUAUUUUGUUACGAAGAUUUUAUGCUCAAAGAAACAUGUACAUAUGCGGGUUCACUUUGUUCUUGACGCUGAUUCUCAGCCGAACCUAUGCUCUGGUCGACGAAGUAAUGGUUUUGAAGGAACAAAGAUAUUCCAAGGUUGCUAAUUCAGCAGACGCUGCUGAUCCAGACGAGGUGAGUAAGUUGAAAGCUCAAUUGACAGAGAAGGAAGAAAAUAUCCAGAUUUUAAAGAAACAAGCUGAACACUUGAGUAAGGACUACGAGGAAUUGAUUGCAAAAAAACCAAAAAAUGAGUAA